Rhopalosiphum maidis (corn leaf aphid) is the source of this 552-nucleotide messenger RNA. Its product is annotated as piggyBac transposable element-derived protein 4-like. NCBI's taxonomy places the organism in Eukaryota, Metazoa, Arthropoda, Insecta, Hemiptera, Aphididae. The record is from RefSeq and is a predicted model, not a curated record. The transcript has a single exon. The coding region runs from base 29 to 544 and encodes 171 amino acids.
UUUGUGUAAUUUGUUGCAAAAUAAAAAAAUGAAUGAAGAAACUAAACACAACAGCGAAAUGGUUGAAAAACACAUAAAGGGGAAAAUUAUAAAGAAACCUAAGGUAGUGAUCGAUUACAAUACAGGGAAGGCGUCAAUUGAUCUCUCUGAUCAAAUGAGUUCUUACUCAAACCCUCUUAGACGUAGCUUAAAGUGGUACAGGAAAGUAGCUUUAGAUGGGCUCUUAAAUAUAGCAGUAGUUAACUCUCUUGUGUUAUUUAAUAAAGUUGUAAAUUCAAAUAUGUCAAUAACUAAUUUCCAAACUUCUUUAGUUGAACAGUUAAUAAAAAAAAAAACCAUUUUUAUAAAUCCACCUACUAUCAAACACCAACUAGAAAAAACUGGCAAAAGCAGAUGUUUUAUAUGUUACUCAGUCAUGUCCUCUGAAAAAGAAAGAAAAUACGCCCAAUCUCACAGUCUUAAAGUACAAACUAAAUGCCUAGCCUGUAACAAAUAUUAUUGUACACAAUGUUUUAUCAAGGAUCACAAAUUACAAAAUAACUAGAUAGUAGU